This is a messenger RNA of Magallana angulata, 923 nucleotides long. RefSeq lists its product as uncharacterized. NCBI's taxonomy places the organism in Eukaryota, Metazoa, Mollusca, Bivalvia, Ostreida, Ostreidae. The transcript has 4 exons. The coding region runs from base 81 to 710 and encodes 209 amino acids. The record is from RefSeq and is a predicted model, not a curated record.
UAAAAUGAACAACUUUCUUUUAAAUCAGCUAUUUGCACGGAUUGUCAGGCUUGCUAUACAGAAAGAGGACACGUUUAAAGAUGACAGCCGCGUUAACCUUUCUUUGUGUUGUUUCUGUUUGGAGUGGGGUGUUGUCCGAUGUACAUGUAGGAGGAAUAGGCCUUCCCCAGACUGUUGGUACAGAGCUGGGGGUCGCUGACACUCGGCUGAAGUAUGUACAGAGUACUGUCACAGGCAGCUGUCGGUGUGGCGGGUCCUCGUGUCAAUGCUGCCAGACCAUCCGGGUCUUAACGGAGAAAGAAGACGUGUGUAUCAAAGUACAAUACUUGAAGAAAAACAGUGGAAUCUUGCUUACUGUAACUUGGGGAGGAAAGGUUGUUUACAGUAAAGAAGUGUCGGUCAGAAACCCGCCAGCAAUUUGCCUGAAAGUUCCUUUCCUGAAAAAAGUGGGCAAGCUUUGCGUGCAGUUAUACAACAUGGAUGUCGGUAAAAGUGGUCUGUCUGGAUGCGCACGCAUAUCUCUCAAAGUUGCGUUCAUUAAGGUGGUAAAAGUUGAGCUGGGAUGCUUCAAAAUUCCGUUUGCCAAAGAUAAAAUAAUGGAGGUCAAAGCUGGUUCCAAAAUGGAGGUGUUGCUACGUAAUCGCGAAAGAGAUCUCGAGAUGAAACUUUUUGCCAUUUAUCUGAAGCAUUUGUUUCGAGAAGACCAAUGAACUUAUUCUUGUAUAGUCUGACCCAUGAAUAACUACAUGGACACAAAGUGUAUAGUGUAGAAGUCUAAAAAUUUCAGAUGCUUUAUUUUUAUAUGAAAUAAGUUUUCAAUAUUUGCAUUUCUAUAAAAUUUAUUCUUUAAACCCAUUCCUCGGCAAAAAAUGAUUUGAGUUAAUGUUUGUCUUUUAAGAAAAAAUUAAACUAAGGUCAAAAGA